AUGGAUAGCUCCAAGUUCAUCCAGCUGCCACCGAAGGGGCCAGAUGCCCCGACCAUUCUUUUCCGAAAUUCCUUCCAAUCUGGCCUUUUCUCCAUCUUCUAUUCCAUCGGCAGGACACCACUCUACCUUUGGUCAGCAUCAGUAAGGAAUGGGCAUAUCCGGCGAAUCACCGACGAAGACAUCGGGUCAGCCGCAUUGGAAAUUGCCGGGAACAACGUGAGCACAACUUCUGUGACUUGUCCGGAACAAUCAAGACAGACGCUGGGCAUUAAGAUGCCCUUUCUGGUCUUGUUGAUGAAGAACUUGCACAAGUACUUCUGUUUCGAAGUCGAGGUACUGGACGACACAGGCUGA
Molecule: messenger RNA, 354 nt
Organism: Symbiodinium necroappetens
Lineage: Eukaryota; Dinophyceae; Suessiales; Symbiodiniaceae
Source: the annotation of a GenBank genome assembly